Messenger RNA from Paramecium sonneborni, 1353 nucleotides. The record is from the annotation of a GenBank genome assembly. NCBI's taxonomy places the organism in Eukaryota, Ciliophora, Oligohymenophorea, Peniculida, Parameciidae.
AUGUUAAUUUAUAAAAAAGCAACUCCUUAAGGUAUAUAUUAUGAUGAAUAAUUAGAAAUCUAAAAGUAUAGAGAUGAUCAAGUGAAAAAUUGGAGUAAGGAGAAGGAUUUAUAGAGAUUAAAUGAAAGCUAAGUCAAUUAGAUGUUGGAUUUAUUUCUUUUAUUUGCUAGUCAACGUACAUUUACAAUAAGAGUAUGAUGUUUUAAUCAUAUAAAGACAAAAGAUGUAGAAGCUUAAAAUACAUUAUUGAGAGUAAAUGAAGAAUCAACUUUAUUUUAAAAUGUAUUAUCAAAAAUGAUUCUCAUCGAUGAUGAUUUAAAUUUUAUCAGUUUUUUAAAACUAUAUGUAUAAUGCAUUGUAAGAUUAAUAUGUUCAUUAUUUAGGGUGAAGCUUAAUAAGAGGAAUAAUUAAAAUAGCUAUUUACAACUUUGAGUGCAAAUAGAUCCAUCAAAUUAGAAGAUUUAAACAGAUUAGCUAAAGAGUUGGAUCACUAUCAUCUUAAAGAAGAAGACUUAAAAGAAAUUUUAAAAGUGACCUCUGCUAAUGGACAAGAAAUUACAUAAGAAGAUUUUAUAAGAUUUUAUACAUAGAUAGUGAAAAGUUAAAGAUAAUUAUGAUCAAAAUUAUAUAUAGGUUUAGUAUAUAAUAAAUAAACUAUUACACUAUUCUUGAACUCAAUGCAACAUGUACCUAAAAACAGAUAAAAUAAAACUAUCUGAAACUAGCCAAGAUCUAUCAUCCAGAUGUAUAUAAGGGAUAUAAUUCAAAUAGGUAUAGAUUUUAAUAUUAUUUUUUUAGAUUCAAACUUAUUCAAGAAGCAUACAAUACUCUUAAGACUCCUGAAAAAAGAUAAUCAUAUGAUUAGACUAUUUUAAAGGAAAGAGCAUUUGUUAAUCAAGAAAGAUCUUAAAAUAAUGAAUUUGAUGAAAAUACAUAUACACAGCCAAAUAAACUAAAGAUGGAAUCAAUUUUACAUUCAUAAAAAAAGAAUAUAAAGAUUCUACUGAAGAUAAGACUGUAGAAGUAGAAUUUAAAAAAUUAUGUAAGAACCUCUUAAAAUUAAUCCAGAAGAAGUUAAGGUUUAUGAAAAUAUUGUAGCUAGAUAAAUGAGUAAGAACAUAAAGCUUAAGAUGAAUUCAUUAUUCCUAAAGAAAAUAAACGGAAAAUCUUCUUUUUCUAAGCUCAUUAUAUUGGUUAUACUUAACAAGUUAAAAAAUAUAUAUUCAAGUUAUUAAUUAUAGUGGCAAUUAAAAAAAUGAUACUGAAGAAAUGAAACAGUUGAAAAAACGUAUUUCUAAUGUAAACUCUUUUAUAUCAUUAAUUUAAAGACCAUUUUCUUUAUUUUGAUUGGAC